GUCAGCGAGGGCCUGAAAAAGCUCUACAAAACCAAGCUUCUCCCACUGGAAGAGCACUACAAGUUCCAUGAGUUCCACUCGCCGGCCCUGGAAGAUGCCGACUUCGACAACAAGCCCAUGGUGCUCCUCGUGGGGCAGUACUCCACGGGGAAGACCACCUUCAUCAGGUACCUGCUGGAGCAGGAUUUCCCAGGCAUGAGGAUUGGACCAGAGCCUACAACUGACUCCUUUAUAGCAGUUAUGCAAGGAGAUGUGGAAGGAAUUGUUCCUGGAAAUGCCUUGGUGGUGGAUCCCAAAAAACCGUUCAGGAAACUCAACGCCUUUGGCAAUGCCUUUUUAAACAGGUUCGUUUGUGCCCAGUUACCUAAUCCUGUGUUAGAGAGCAUCAGCGUCAUUGACACACCAGGAAUCCUUUCUGGAGAAAAACAGAGAAUUAGCAGAGGUUACGACUUUGCCGCUGUACUGGAGUGGUUUGCAGAGCGGGUUGACCGCAUUAUUCUCCUCUUUGAUGCACACAAGCUAGACAUCUCUGAUGAAUUCUCUGAGGUCAUCAAGGCCCUGAAGAACCACGAGGACAAGAUGAGAGUUGUUCUCAACAAGGCUGACCAGAUAGAGACUCAGCAGCUGAUGCGGGUGUACGGUGCCCUCAUGUGGUCCCUGGGAAAGAUCGUCAACACUCCUGAGGUCAUCAGGGUCUACAUCGGCUCCUUCUGGUCCCAUCCGUUGCUCAUCCCUGACAACCGCAAGUUGUUUGAGGCGGAGGAGCAGGACCUGUUCAGGGAUAUCCAGAGCCUGCCCCGCAAUGCAGCCCUGAGGAAGCUGAAUGAUCUCAUCAAGCGAGCACGGCUGGCCAAGGUCCAUGCCUACAUCAUCAGUUCCCUAAAGAAGGAAAUGCCCUCAAUGUUUGGGAAAGACAAUAAAAAGAAAGAGCUUGUUAACAACUUGGGAGAGAUUUAUGCCCGGAUUGAACGGGAGCAUCAGAUCUCACCAGGAGACUUUCCUAAUCUGAGAAAGAUGCAGGAUCAGUUGCAAGCCCAGGAUUUUAGCAAGUUCCAGCCUCUGAAGAGCAAGCUGUUGGAGACUGUGGAAGACAUGUUGGCCAACGACAUCGCCCAGCUCAUGGUGCUCGUACGCCAGGAAGAGUCACAGCGGCCAACCCAGAUGGUGAAGGGAGGAGCCUUUGAGGGCACCUUGCAUGGUCCAUUUGGCCAUGGCUAUGGUGAAGGCGCUGGUGAAGGGAUCGAUGAUGCUGAGUGGGUGGUAGCCAGGGACAAGCCCAUGUAUGAUGAGAUCUUCUACACACUCUCGCCUGUCGAUGGUAAAAUAACUGGUGCCAAUGCAAAGAAGGAAAUGGUAAGGUCUAAGCUGCCCAACACGGUGCUGGGCAAGAUAUGGAAACUGGCUGACAUCGACAAAGAUGGCAUGCUGGAUGAUGAGGAGUUUGCCUUGGCGAAUCAUCUCAUUAAAGUCAAGUUGGAGGGUCAUGAGCUGCCAAAUGAGCUCCCUUCCCAUCUCCUCCCUCCAUCCAAAAGGAAAGUAACAGAAUGAAAGGAAGGUUACAGGGGAGAGGGAAAGGGAAGGGGGAAAAAAGAUCUAGAAAAACAUGUUUACUUAAAUUAUACCUUUAGAUGUGAGAUCACCUUUGGAUUUAUACCUAUUUUGCUGUAUGGAGGAAAAACUAAAGCAGAACAAAAAAGUCCAAUCCUUCUUCAUGAUAAUAUGCAAUUAACUCUUCCAGUGUAACAUCCCUGCUUUCUAAUGUGUAGUCUGUAAAUAUGAAGGUAAAAAAAGGAUGUUGAGACUAGGAGAAUCUGAUGAGCAGGAGGAGAGGAAAAACUGAAAUGGGCUGCAUUUUUUGAGUGGAAUAGGCACUAAUAGAAAUCUGCUAACUGCCAGUAUCACUCCUGAGCUUCGGCUGCACCUUCUGCUGUUCAGUGAGUCUCACAAACUUGAGGAGACUGGGAUCUUGAUAGUGAAGCGGAAACUGAAAGGUCUCCAAGGUAUUGGCCAAACUAAAGAGCACUUGCUAAUUAACAUAAGCCCACGCUAAAAUACUAGAUACUAAACCCCAGAGUUAAGAAUUUU
Cariama cristata (Red-legged seriema) is the source of this 2085-nucleotide messenger RNA. Its product is annotated as EH domain-containing protein 3. The coding region runs from base 118 to 1548 and encodes 476 amino acids. Gene Ontology annotation, biological process: endocytosis; endosomal transport. The transcript has 6 exons. The record is from RefSeq and is a predicted model, not a curated record. Gene Ontology annotation, cellular component: plasma membrane; cytoplasm. Lineage: Eukaryota; Metazoa; Chordata; Aves; Cariamiformes; Cariamidae. Gene Ontology annotation, molecular function: protein binding; calcium ion binding; GTP binding.